Myotis brandtii (Brandt's bat) is the source of this 729-nucleotide messenger RNA. RefSeq names its product leukocyte immunoglobulin-like receptor subfamily A member 5. The transcript has 4 exons. Gene Ontology annotation, biological process: cytokine-mediated signaling pathway. Lineage: Eukaryota; Metazoa; Chordata; Mammalia; Chiroptera; Vespertilionidae. The record is from RefSeq and is a predicted model, not a curated record. Gene Ontology annotation, molecular function: inhibitory MHC class I receptor activity. Bases 55 to 729 code for a protein of 224 amino acids.
CUAGCACCGUGGCCUCCUCCAUCUGCUCAGCUGAGGCCACAGGGAGAAGACACCAUGACCCCCACCCUCAGGGCCCUGCUCUUCCUCGGGCUGAGUGUGGGCCUCAGGACGCCAGUGCAGGCAGGGCCCCUCCCCAAGCCCACCCUCUGGGCUGAGCCAGGCCCUGUGAUCCCCCGGGGGAGCUCCGUGACCAUCUGGUGUCAGGGGACUCUAGGGGCUGAGGAGUACCAGCUGGAGAAAGAGGGAAGCCCACCAUCAUCCAAAAGACAGGAGCCACAGGAGCCCAGGGAUAAGGCCAAGUUCUCCAUCACACACAUGGCAGAGCGUGAUGCUGGGAUAUAUCGCUGUCUAUAUAUCAGCCCCACUAACAUGUCAGAGCGCAGUGACCCCCUGGAGCUGGUGAUGGUGACUGGAUCCUACAGCAAACCCAGCCUCUCAGCCCUUCCCGGCCCUGUCGUGACCUCAGGACAGAACGUGACCCUCCAGUGUGGCUCAGGGCAGGGAUUUGACAGGUUCCUUCUGACUGAGGAAGGAGAUCACAGGCUCUCCUGGGCCCUGGACUCACAGCCACAGCCCAGUGGUUGGUCCCAGGCCCUGUUCCCUGCGGGUCCUGUGACCCCCAGCCACAGGGGGACGUUCCGAUGCUAUGGCUGUUACAGGAACAGCUCCCAGGUGUGCUCACAUCCCAGUGAUGACCUGGUGCUCCUGGUCUCAGGUGAGGGCCCCUGA